Molecule: messenger RNA, 3817 nt
Organism: Prorocentrum cordatum
Lineage: Eukaryota; Dinophyceae; Prorocentrales; Prorocentraceae
Source: the annotation of a GenBank genome assembly
AUGGAGCACAACACCAACCUGUUCACCGACGCCCAGUUCCUGGCCGUCCCGGCGAUCAACUUCUUCGGACUGCCAGGCUACCAGCAGGAUACGGCUGAACAGAACUCUCUACAGCCCCUCUUUGCUCAAGUCUUCUUGGGCACCAGUCUCGCCGCUUCGUGCAUGCAGGCGGCGGCUGGCUGGGUUCUUGGGAUCCUCGCGUCCCGCUGGUCCGCGCCGGCUCCGCCCGCGGACCCGUCCUGCACCUGCAUCUUCAGCGGGCACGAGCCGGGCUCGGGCGUGCUGGACAUCCUCCGGGAGCAGCUCUCGCGCUGCGGCCCGGAGCACCUCGGGGCGGCCUGCCCCGCGUGCCCGGCCUGCGUGUGCCCGCAGUGCCCGGCCCCAGCGGCUCCGUCCGGGGCCUGGGUGCUCGUGGUCCUCGUCGGGCUCGCGAGCUUCGCCGCCGGGGUGGCCGCCGCGGCUGCCUGGCUGCUUCGGGCGGGGCCGCCUCGCGCGGUCCUGCCGCCGCUGGCCCUCGCGGAGGGUCCUGCUGGGGAGCUCGUGGGUGCUGCGACGCCGUGCCUCGUGCGGUACGACGACGACGAGAACUUCCAAUGGCACCACAGGGUCCUCCUCGUCAAGGGGCCGGACCAAUGGUGGGUGUGGGUGACUCCCGACGGCGAGAUCGCGGCAGCCAACCUGGGGGGCUUCCGAGUGGUCGCCCUCCAGCGUGGGGGAGCCUUCCCCGACCGCUACCGUGGCAACAUCUACGUGUUCGACGAUGCCGAUGUGGACGCCGAGGAGAUGCACCAGUACUACCGCGAGGCGCGGGCGCUGGGGGACAUCCUCGGGUACCCCGCCUCGGCGGCCCCCCUCGCGCGGGACGAGCGGUGGUUCGUCUCGGACCCGACCUCGCCCCAGUAUGGCGAAGAGGUGCCCGCGGCCUCCGUGGGCAACGACGAGGUGCUCAUCCGCCGGGGCGAGGUGGGCCUCGUGCUGAUCGACGACGUCUGGCAGACGGCGGUGCGUGUCGAGGCCGGCGGCUCCUUCGAGGAGUGGCAGGCUCGGGCGCGCGGAGGUCCUGGUCGGGACCCGCGCAUCGCUGGCGACGAGCGGGACGAGGAGAAGGAUCGCUUCAUGAGCUUCCGCACCUCCGUCUCGAAGAUGCGAGAGCAGGCCAUCCCUGGAUGGCCCCUCAAAGGGAAGCGGGCUACGCGCGAGGCUUGCCUCGCUCUUCGGGAUGCCGGACAGGAGGGUUGGGACGAACACCACACGACGUGGGUCAGGAGGUCCGGCAUCCCGGAGAAGAGCAACACCGCCCGCGAGCACCGGAUGCUCUGCUCCGUGCUCCGCAUCAUGCAGCAGUUCGACCAGCUGGACCUCUACAACGUGGCGGGGGUGGAGUACAUGGUGCGCCGCUUGAAGCAGCUCGAGGCUGCCGCCAGGCGCAACCCGAGGCAGCCCGACUUCGACGGGCUCGACGUGGUGCUGGACGCCGCCAUCGACGAGUCCGGCGGGUUCGUGCUCCCGGCCUUCGACGCCUGGGUCGGCGAGCAGCAGCGGUCCGAGGCGGCCAUCAUGAAGGCGGGGAGGCAGUGGCGGGAGGAGACUUCGGCGAGCGGCUCGAAGGACAAGCCGCCGAAGCACCCCAAGAAGGCCGUUCGCUCGAUCAACGACCUCUCCCGUGCCUCGGUCCACGGGUUCGGCAGCGUGCCAGCCCGUGGCUCCACCACGCCCGGCGCGCCCUCCGCCACGCAGGCCAGCUGCCUCGCUCACCUGCGUCGCAACAUCGGCCGGCACGGCCCACGGCCGCCUGGGCUCACCCCUCGCGGAGCCCUUCAGGAGCUCCUCAAGUCCGACUCGCUGUACGCCGGGGCGCCCUCCAAGGUCGCACCCUACAGUGAGGACAAGCUCAAGUUCUGGAAGUCGAAGAUCGUCCCGAAGCGCGUCGAGGACAUCUGCCCCGACUUCGUCGUCCGCGCCUUCGCCGACCCCGAUCGGUACGUGCGGAAGCCGGACAGGGUCUUCUUGGCUGAUGCGGAGGGGCUCGACCCCAUCGUGCCCUACUGGGACCCUCACCUCGCUGGCUCGCCCGACGCGCGGGUCAGGUUUGUCCGCCGCCUGGCGGAACGAGGCCUUGUCGGCUACCGUCGGCGCAUUCGUGCUCGCGUGGGCUGCUUCUUCGUCGAGAAGAAGGGGGGGUUCAUCAGGCUCGUGGUCGACGCCCGCGAGACGAACCGGACCCACUGGAGCCCACCGCACGCUGCCCUCGGGACCCCGGCCGCGCUGGCGGAGCAGGACUGGUCGGACGCUGCCCUGGGAGCCUCCGACGCGACCUCGGCGCCCGCCAUCUACGGUGCCUCGCUCGACCUGGCCGACAGCUUCUACCAGUUCUGCUCGGACGCCCUCGCCGAGGACUUCGGCAUGGACUACCCCGAGCCCGCGUCGGUGUACGGGGCGACGCACGUCUGGGAGGACGGCCGCCUCAUCCCCGUCGGCGCCGACGACGUGGUGUUCCCCGCCUUCCGUGGCGUCGCCAUGGGCUGGAGCUGGGCCCUUUGGGUCGUUCACUCCUCGGUCACUUCGUGGGUGGGUCACGCGCUCACGGGCGGGCCUGCGAGCCUCGUCUUGGACCGUCAGCCGCCGCGCCCGGCGGCCCCUGGCAGGCCCGCCGGCUCCGUCUACGUCGACAACGUGGGGAUCCUGGGUCUCUCCGCCGCCGAUGCUGCGGCGGGCCUGGCCAGCGUCAUGGAGGAGCUCGACCGCCGGGGCAUCGUGUACCACGAGGUCUGCGAGCCGUCCCUCGAGUUCGGUAUGGUGGGCGUGGUGUAUGAUGGCGUCCGUCGGACUCUGCGUCAUUCCGACGAGCGGGCCUGGCGGCUCUACUUCGCCUGCCUGGAGCUGGAGCGCCCGGGCGUGCCCCGUGCCGCGUGGCAGGUGCGGGUCGUCCUCGGACACUUCAUCCAGCACUGCCUCCUCCUGCGGCCGGCCAUGUCCAUCUUCCGCCACCUCUACAGGUACGUGGACGAGUGCCGGCUCGGGCCGCCUUCCCCUCUACCGAGUCCCGCUCGGCAGGAGGUCCGCGUCUUCCGAGGGCUCAUCUUCCAGGCGGUCGUCGACCUCGCCGCGCCCGUGUCGGACAUCGUGCUCUGCUCCGACUCCUCCGAGGCGGGCUACGCCCUACACCGCCGGCGCUGCGACCCCGAGGCGGUGCGCCGACUCGCGCGCCUUCGGGAGCGCUGGCGCUUCACGCCCGACGAGAAGCGGCCCGAGGCCCUGGAGGACGACACCUACACGCCCGGCUGGCUUCCUGGCGCUGGAGGGGUGCUCGGUGAGGGGGACCCCAGCUGCGGCAUCGCGACCUGGGCCCCGCCGCCGAGGAGGGCCGACGAGCGCCCCCACGGCACCGUCCGGGCUCGGGUUGCACAGGCACCGCGGCGCGCGACCUUCGAGGACAUCCCCGACGAGCUCGUCGCCCCAGAAGCCUGGUCGCUGGUCGUGGAGGGUGCAUGGAGGACGCGGGCGCCCAUCCAUAUCCUGGAGGCCCGGAUCGCCCUCGCGGGGCUUCGGCACGCCUCCAGGAGCCUCGAGUGCCACGGGCGCCGCGUCCUCAGCCUCGGGGACAACAUGGCCGAGGUGCUCUCGACCGAGAAGGGCCGCGCCGUCGACGUCGGCCUCGGCUCCGUGUGCAGGCGCAGUGCCGCCAUCCAGGUGGCCACCGGCAUCCGCUGGCGGCGCCGAUACCUCGACACAGGGAGGAACGUCAGCGAUGGUGGCUCGCGCAAGGCCCUGCAGGGGUUGUACCGCCCUGGGCAGCGUCGCGUGGGACCUGGCGCCG